Messenger RNA from Hansenula ciferrii, 1287 nucleotides. It is a transcript of the gene PMI40, whose product is annotated as mannose-6-phosphate isomerase PMI40. Gene Ontology annotation, cellular component: cytosol. Gene Ontology annotation, biological process: carbohydrate metabolic process; GDP-mannose biosynthetic process. The coding region runs from base 1 to 1287 and encodes 428 amino acids. Gene Ontology annotation, molecular function: mannose-6-phosphate isomerase activity; zinc ion binding. The transcript has 2 exons. NCBI's taxonomy places the organism in Eukaryota, Fungi, Ascomycota, Saccharomycetes, Phaffomycetales, Wickerhamomycetaceae. The record is from RefSeq and is a predicted model, not a curated record.
AUGAGUGAUAAAGUGUUUAGAUUGGAUUCUGGUUACCAAAACUACGAUUGGGGUAAAAUUGGUUCUUCUUCAGCAGUUGCUCAAUUUGCUCAUCAUUCAAAUCCAGAAAAUGUUACUAUUGAUGAAUCAAAACCAUAUGCAGAAUUAUGGAUGGGUACACAUCCAAAAGUUCCAUCAAAAAACUUACAAGGUAAAUCAUUAAGAGAUAUUAUCCUUUCAAAUCCAGAAUUUUAUUUAGGUGAACCAAUUUUAAAAAAAUAUGGUUCAUCAAAUGAAUUACCAUUUUUAUUUAAAGUCCUAAGUAUUGAAAAAGUUUUAUCAAUUCAAGCUCAUCCUGAUAAAGAAUUAGGUGCUAAAUUACAUUUACAAGAUCCAAAAAAUUAUCCAGAUGAUAAUCAUAAACCUGAAAUGGCAAUUGCUGUUACAAAUUUUGAAGGUUUUUGUGGGUUUAAACCAUUAGAAGAAAUUGCUGAUGAAUUAACUAAAAUUCCUGAAUUAAUUAAUAUUGUUGGUGAAGAAGAAGCUAAAAAAUUCAUUGAAGGUAUAAAACCAAAUGCUAUUCCAGAAUCAACUGAUGAUUUGGAAAAUAAAAAAUUAUUACAAUUAGUUUUCGGUAAAGUUAUGAAUUCUACUGAAGAAGAAAUUGAAAAACAAGCAAAAUCUUUAUUAGAAAAAACUGUUUCUCAACCAGAAAUUUUUAAUAAAUCAGAUUUACCAGAAUUAAUUCAAAGAUUAAACAAACAAUUCCCAUUAGAUAUUGGUUUAUUCUGUGGUUGUUUAUUAUUAAACCAUUGUAAAUUAGAAGCUGGUGAAGCUAUGUUUUUACAAGCUAAAGAUCCUCAUGCAUAUAUUUCAGGUGAUAUUAUUGAAUGUAUGGCAGCAUCAGAUAAUGUUGUUAGAGCAGGUUUUACACCAAAAUUUAAAGAUGUUGAAAAUUUAGUUGAAAUGUUGACAUAUAAUUAUGAUGAUGUUGAAAAACAAAAAAUGUCACCACAAAUUUUUGAAAGAUCUUCAGGUGAUGGUGAAUCCAAGUUAUAUGAUCCACCAAUUCAAGAAUUUUCAGUUUUACAAACAACUUUUAAAAAUUCUUUAGGUAAAAGAGUUUUCAAAUCUUUUGAUGGUCCAAGUAUAUUAAUUAUUACAAAUGGUGAAGGUAAAAUAAUUUCUGAAGGUGUUGAAUUAAAAGCUGAACCUGGUUAUAAUUUCUUUAUUGCACCAAAUACUGAAAUUGAAUUAAUUACUGAAGAUCCAAACUUUACUUCAUAUAGAGCUUAUGUUGAAGCAUAA